AGCAAUCUGUUCUCAUUUGAUAUUAACAGCAAAAGUACAACUUUAUCUGCAUCUUAUUUAACUUCAUUAUUUGGCUUUCAAUUAACUAUAUGGAAACAGCAUAGAAAUUAGCCAGUGACCUAUAAGAUACUGUUUUAAGUAACUUGAUCAAAACAGUACAGGAGAUGAUUUUCAGAUUUUCUCUCGAAGACAGGAAUCCAACUCUGCAGGUGGAAAACCGACAAAAGGAACGAGACAGAAAGGGAACUGUUCUUCUAACAACAGAAAUCCAGGAAAAGAGAACAUACAAAGGGGCAGAGGCAAAUAUUUUGGUGCCUUCCCAACGGAACUUCACAAAGGAGCUGAUCAAAGAUGAAAGACAGACUUCAAGAACUAAAGCAAAGAACAAAGGAAAUCGAACUCUCUAGAGACAGGCAUGUGUCAACUGCAGAAGCAGAGGACCAAGGUGUAUUUCUGCAGCAAGCAGUUAUUUAUGAAAGGGAACCUGUAGCUGAGAGACACCUACAUGAGAUCCAAAAGCUACAGGAGAGUAUUAACAAUUUGGCAGAUGAUGUUCAAAAAUUUGGGCAGCAACAGAAAAGUCUGGUGGCUUCAAUGAGAAGGUUUAGUCUACUUAAGAGAGAGUCUAGCAUUACAAAGGAGAUAAAAAUUCAAGCCGAACACAUAAACAGAAGUUUGGAGGAUUUAGUUAAAGAAGUUAAAAAGUCAGAGGCUGAAAAUGGUCCAUCAUCAGUGGUGACAAGGAUACUUAAGUCCCAGCAUGCUGCAAUGUUCCGCCAUUUUCAGCAAACCAUGUUUAUAUACAAUGAUACAAUAACAGCAAAGCAAGAGAAGUGUAAAACAUUUAUAUUCCGUCAGCUUGAAGUUGCUGGAAAAGAGGUACCCGAGGAAGAAGUAAAUGAUAUGCUUCAUCAAGGAAAAUGGGAAGUCUUUAAUGAAAGCUUACUUACAGAAACCAAUAUCACUAGAGCACAGCUCUCAGAGAUUGAACAGAGACAUAAGGAACUUGUUAACCUGGAGAACCAAAUAAAGGAUUUAAGAGAUCUUUUCACUCAAAUAUCUCUUUUAGUAGAGGAGCAAGGAGAAAGUAUCAACAAUAUUGAAAUAACAGUGAACAGUACAAAAGAAUAUGUUAACAAUACUAAAGAGAAAUUUGGACUAGCUGUAAAAUACAAAAAAAGAAAUCCUUGCAGAGUAUUGUGUUGUUGGUGCUGUCCAUGUUGUAGCUCAAAAUAAAGAUGCUGUUUUAGAAAUUCUUCCAGCUUUAGGAGAAAGGAUGUCCCAUAGCAGUGUUUUGUAUUGUUUUUCUGCAUUUCACAGAACUUAAGUUGUAAAGUUUCCUUUUAACUCUUAACCAGUAGAAUUAUAAAAACUUAUGAAGCUAGUGAAAUAAAGUAAGCUAUUAUUUAAUCCAACUAAAAAUAGUAUGGUUACCAUCAGCUUACAGGUUAACUAUUAAAAAUAAGAUAAAAAAAUAUUAAGUUUCUAAUCAGGUAUUAAUCUCAAUUAUGCAUUUUUUUGGCAAUUUCUAAUGCUUUGACAAGACAAAUGUUCAAUUAAGUCAUAACUACUUAAGUAAUCCACUUGGUUAAUUUAGAGUAUUUUGGUAGUUGAAAAUUAUAUGAAAAAAAUCUCAA
Messenger RNA from Tupaia belangeri chinensis (Chinese tree shrew), 1637 nucleotides. RefSeq names its product syntaxin 19 (gene STX19). Gene Ontology annotation, molecular function: SNAP receptor activity; SNARE binding. Lineage: Eukaryota; Metazoa; Chordata; Mammalia; Scandentia; Tupaiidae. Gene Ontology annotation, biological process: exocytosis; synaptic vesicle fusion to presynaptic active zone membrane; intracellular protein transport. Gene Ontology annotation, cellular component: presynaptic active zone membrane; endomembrane system; SNARE complex. The transcript has 3 exons. The coding region runs from base 352 to 1236 and encodes 294 amino acids. The record is from RefSeq and is a predicted model, not a curated record.